Cuscuta europaea is the source of this 1176-nucleotide messenger RNA. The record is from the annotation of a GenBank genome assembly. NCBI's taxonomy places the organism in Eukaryota, Viridiplantae, Streptophyta, Magnoliopsida, Solanales, Convolvulaceae.
AACAAGGCGAUAGCAUUUUUGAUUUAACAUUUGGACUCAAGCCCAAUUCAAUUUCUUUCUACGUUGCCUCAUAAGAUUUCCAGAAGAUUUUCCUUCGGCACUGCCCCGCCUUCCUGUUCGACGAUUUGUCGUUCUUCCAUAUCUCCCCAGAUGUCACUGGUUUCUUUUUAAGGUAUGGACCCCAAAGGCGCAGAGCUGAGAUACUAUGAGGAUGAGGACACUGCGGUGAUGAAAACAGUAAAAGGUGCAACCGCCGGUCUGGCUGCUGGAACCAUUUGGGGCACUAUAGUUGCAACAUGGUACGACGUACCACGUGUGGAGAGAAGUGUUGCACUGCCUGGUUUGGUGCGGACGCUGAAGAUGAUGGGAAAUUAUGGGGUGACAUUUGCUGCUGUAGGUGGAGUAUAUAUAGGUGUCGAGCAGUUGAUGCAGAAUUAUCGUGCGAAGAGAGACUUCAUGAAUGGUGCUGUUGGUGGAUUUGCAGCUGGCGCUUCCGUGUUUGGCUAUAAAGGGAAGAGUAUCGCGACAGCAAUCUCAGCUGGUGCAGCACUUGCAGUGACCUCUGCUGUGAUUGACGUGGGAGGUCAAACCACAAGGGUUGACAAUGGCAAGGAGUACUACCCUUACACCACCCAGCCCAAACCCGGACAUGCUCAUGCUGCUGCUGAAUGAAUCAGUUUUUCUAUCUAUCUAAUUGCUUGCUUCCGGCACAAAAUAGUGGGGAGCGUGCAGUGUUGUUUUCUAAGACUUGAUGAUGUCUGUGUCUUCUACUUUAUCAUCAUUCAUGGCUGGUGGUGUAACUCUGUACUACCAUGUUUUCCUGUUUUAUAUUACAAAAAAAUAAAAAAAAUGUUACUGUAGAUAAUACCCCCCUUCAGCAGAAGAAUAGAGUUACAUACGAUUGGAGUGGCUACUCGACGGUCUCGACCAUGAGAACGGGCUGUCUGGUCUUGCCUGUGACAUUGCAUGCAUGGUCAUGGUAGACACUACUACCCAAGUGGGUAGGAAUUUAGGAUCUACCUAACCUCCUGUUUUUUAAUCUGCUUAAGGAUGCACAUGUGAUAUUAUUGUAAAAAAAUGAAUUUCUUGUGAUAUUAUUGUAAGUUGGUAACAGGAAAGACCAUGUAUUUCUUGUGUGCCUGCAAAUCUGCAGCAGCAAUAAAUGAUGCUUUGCCC